Molecule: messenger RNA, 7764 nt
Organism: Helicoverpa armigera (cotton bollworm)
Lineage: Eukaryota; Metazoa; Arthropoda; Insecta; Lepidoptera; Noctuidae
Product: golgin subfamily A member 4
Exons: 40
Coding region: 787-7680 (2297 amino acids)
Source: RefSeq, a predicted model, not a curated record
GUCCAGGUGCGCCUGCGCAGGUAAUGCAGUGAGGCGGGACGUCGGCGGUGCUCACGCACCCGGCUGCGAUGCGACGAGAUACUCCCUGAGCCGUUUUAUUAGCAAGUCUGUUUUAUUUUUAUAGACGGUCAGAAGGCGAGCAGUGGUUCAGCGGUGUGUGGUGUAAUAGAACAUAAGUGGCGCAGCGGUGCGCGGCUCGCGUUGGCUCGGUGCCCGCGCGGCCGCCAGUCCCCGGAGCGCCGGCCCGCCCGCCGCAUCGCAUGCGCGCCCACCACUAGCUCGCCCGACGAAUCCUUGCUAUUGCGUGUUACAUGACCGGAGCUGCGCGCUACUCAGACGCGAUCCUUUGCGACCCAAGUGGACGAAGCUUACGCUCGAGGCGUUCGCAGAAAUACUCCUACUGAUACAAUCGCGUUUGUGUUUACGCGCCUAGAAAGUCAGAGAAUUAGUAGCGAGUUCAGAGCAGCCGAUUUAGGUCGCCCGGUUCAGUGCUAGCAGCGAGAUAUUUUUAUUGCCACUGUUGGGUGCAGACGUACGAGCGCCUGAACACGUUGCUGGUCAAAUAAAUUAUUAUUUAUAGAGUAAAAUCGUAAAUUCAUUCCAUAAACUUUUGCGUGUGUGUGUGUGGUUGUUCCUAGUUUCCUUUAUGUCGGGUGCAAUCCUGUUACGAGACGUGGUAUUGACUGCGUGAGAGAGGAGGAAUGUGACGAACUGAACUUGUCGUUAGCAGCAUUUAGGUGAAAUCUUUGACAUUUGUAAAGUGCAUUUGUGUGUGUUGUUGUGAGGAUGCAUCACUUGUAUCCUCUGGCGAAGGGCGACCCGCUGUGCCCGCUGGGCUUCCACCCGCAGGUGCGGUGGCCGACGCGCUGCAAGCGCUGCUUCCGCGACUACAAGGAGCACGGCGGGGUGCGCAAGAAGGAGGAUGACUUCACAGUGUCCACGCCCAGCCUCUCCACUUGGAACACGCCGUCGUCACGGAGUCGUGAUGAAGACAAUGGUGUGGAAGUGGAGAAGGCGGGAAGAGGUUGGGCGUCCAGCACCAACCUCAGUACCCUCGACAGCUCCAAGAAAGACGCCUUCUCCACAGGGUUCACAAGAACCAGUGCAUCGUGGACGUCGACGCCGGACCUGGGGGCAAACGAGACCGAGAGCACGAACGCUGUCACCGUCAGCCUGAAGCUGCCCAAGCGGCGGCUCACGGGACCACUGCCGUCUUUGGAUACGGGGCAAAAUAGUACUUCAGACACGGUGACGCUGCGACGACCGUCGCCAUCUCCUCCGCCGUCGACUGCACCGGUGCAGACACCCAUUACUAUAAGCAAGAACGACUCGCUAGCUGAACGCGUGCGAAAGAUGCAGUUAAUCAAAUCACAAAAUAGUUUUGAAAAGGAAUCAAGUAUAGAAAAAGAUAGAGAAAGACGAAGUUUAUCAAGAAGUAAAGAAGCUCAUCAUGAAGACAAACCUGCUCGGCCUAAAGAAGACAGAAGUUCCACGAAGGACGAUGUUAACUUUAUGAUGCAGGUGAAGAGUUCUCGGACAUCAGCAAGCUCGAAGCCUCCCGUUCGCGGCGGACCCUCACGAGACAGAGACGAGUCCGAUGAUGACACCAGCACUACUGGCACUGUCACUACCGAGACCACACUCGUUGAUGUUAACGUUAAGGAGUAUCAGGAGCAGAUAGAGAGUUUGAAACAAGAGGUGGACACGUUAAGGAAACGUUGCGAGAGGGUAGAGAAAGAGAAGAGUGACAUAUUGUUACGAAGGCUGGCGAACAUUGACUCGGUUAACAAGUACAGUACAGGCAGAUCCUCGGAAGUGCUGAAGCUGCAGCAGAAGGUCAAUGAGCUAACAUCACAGAAUGAAGAUCUGAAAGAUGAGAAGAAACAUCUCGCGUUGCGAGUUCGGGAAGUGGAAAGUGAACUUGAGUCUCGUCCCUCAGUGGAAGCUCAAGCCCGGCAAAUAGAACAGCUUCGUGCCAAACUACUGGCUGCUGAGACUCUGUGCGAGGAGCUCAUGGAUGAGAACGAAGACAUGAAGAAGGAGCUAAGAGACCUAGAAGAGGAGAUUGAGGAGAUGCAGGAUAACUUCAGGGAGGACCAAGCAGAUGAAUACUCAUCACUCAGAAGAGAGUUAGAGCAGACCAUUAAGAAUUGUAGAGUUUUAUCGUUUAAGUUAAAAAAGACUGAAAGGAAAGCUGAUCAGCUUGAACAAGAAAAAGCUGAACACGAGAAGAAACUUUUAGAGAUAGUUGGCGGCCAAGACGGGUUACAACGUGAGAACCGCAUCAAGGACUUGGAGCAAGAAGUGGCGCGGUCUACGGAGGUCGCGUUACGGCUGCAGAGGGAACUCUCCGAGGCCAAUGCGAAGCUUGCAGCGGCUUCGGGAACUCCCACUGCUAACCUUAAGAAGAACCAACUUACUGAUGGGAAAGUGUCGCGGUCGUCGCUGACGCGUGGCGGUAGCCAGGAGGACCCGGCGCAGCUGCUGCGAGACCUGCAGGACUCCUUGGAACGUGAGGCUGACCUCCGCGAACAACUGCGUAACGCUGAAGAUGAGGCUAGUCGAUAUCGGCCACGAGUCGUCGGCAGAAGGAUACGCCCACAACUUGUACCACAGUCUCCCCAAUCUGAUCCCAAUUCACCUCAGCCAUUUGUAAAAGAUAACGAUAUGAUAGAACCAAAUACGAUUCAGAGAAUACUUGAAAUGCAACUCGCUUUAGAAAAGAGUUUGUCGUCAUUAGACAGUAGCCCGUCGUCCAUUGGUGUUAACCAGAUCACACAGUCUCCACAAGAUCUCAUUAUUAGUUACUCUGAAGGUUGCCAAACGGAUACCAUUCUAAUGCACGAUGUAAUGACCGACACGAAAAAGAUCACACUUGAUUCAAUUGUACAAAGCUCUAUAGAUAUUUUGGAAAUGUACACCCAAACUGAAGUAGCAUUUAUGAAGAAUAAACUGAUGCAAACUGAAUUUAUGGGAACACAUAACUUUGUUCAGACUGAAAAACAGAAACUGAGAAAUGCUAGUGUGCAAACUGCAGCUAAAUUAUACAAUGAUAAAGGUCUGCAGGCAGUCAAUAAUAAUAGCAAAGAGUAUGUUGACGCUAGCACUGAAACGUCUAGUAUUGAUGGCGAAGAGACUGUGCUAUCAGUUUAUAGAGAUCUACAAGUGGAUUCCGUAGAAAUAUCCAGAAUAUUCGAAAAAGAUAAAUCUGAAAGUCCUCCUCUUACUCCAGACAAAAUACCUGAAUCUCAUUCUCCCUAUCCUUCCCCCUUCGUAUCAAUGUUCAGUCCGUUGGCUGUAAGAUUGCCACUUAUAGGUCGUAAGCUGUCACCGACACCUCCAUCAAAUAAACUCAAUAUUGAUGUCAAUGAAAAAGAUGGAAAAACUGAUGAAGAAGAUGCAGCUGAACUACGACUUUUACUUGAACUUAAUGAACAGGAAGCAUCAGUUUUGCGGCGGAAAGUUGAAGAAACGGAACAGGAAAAGGAUUCCUUGAAGAAACAAGUUAAAGAACUUACUGAUAAAAUCGCUAGUCAAUCUAAAACGAAUUCAACAGUAACACUUCGUAGAACAACAAAUUCGAAAGCCAACAACUUGGCAGAAGAAAAAGUCAAAGUGUUAGAAGAUGAGAUCGCAGAAUUAAGGAAAAAACUUAUUGAAAAAGAAAGAGACUGCGAAAGGUUACAUGCCGAACUCAGCUUAUCAAAGAAACCGAAAGCUUCACUUAUAAAGAGCAAGUCACUCGAUGGCGAUCAACAAAAUGUGGACUUGAAGAGACAACUUCAAGUCAUAGAACAAGAGGCAAAUGUUCUACGUUCUAAGACACAAAGUCUAGAAGCAGAUAACGAAAAACUGCAAUUAGAAAACAAAAAACUACAGCUAUUGAAGAACGCAAAAACACUAAAAUCCGACAAGUCAAUAGAACAAAAUGCAUCUAAAAUAACGCAGUUAGAAACUGAACUAAAAGAAGCUUUAGCCAAAUUAAAAGAAGUUGAAAAUAAUAAAGACGACAAAACGGAGAAAAAAGUAAGAUUCGGUGGAGAAAUUAAUAACAAAAAGGACGCUGACGCGUUAAAAUCAAAACAGGAAGAAUUAGAUAAAUUGAAACUCAACUUUAAUAAGCUUGAAAAAGAAAAAGCUCAAUUACAAGUUGCAUUAAAAGCGUUGAAAGAAGAUGCAAUUAAAUCGUUCAGACCCAGAGUUCCCAAGAAACCAACUGAUCUAACUACAAAACUACAAAUGAAAAGAAUGGUCGAGGAUUUGGAAAGUGAAAUCGGUGAAAUGUAUGUCAUUAUGAAAAACGCAGGACUUUCUGGAACUGAAAUCAAUACUAGAGCUCAAAUGGAAAAAGAUAUUGAAGACAUAAGAUCCAAGUUAUCCAGAAACGAUUCCGAGUUUACAAACGAGAAGAAUCGAUUACAAACAGAAAUUGCUAAACUAAAGGAUCUCAACGCAAAGUUAGAAACUGACAAGACAGACAUAAAUAGCAAAUUAAAAACACUGGAAAAAGACAAUAGCAGCAUAUCUAGUCAGAUCAAAACGCUACAGGAAGAAAAGAAGAGUUUAGAGUCACAAAUCAGUAAACUCAAUAAUGAACUGAAAAAUGCAACAUCACUGCAUACUACUAUGUCGGACUGUAUGAAGAAAAUAGAGGAUCUGAAAAAAGAGAUAGAUGUAAAAGAUAAAGAGAUUGAUAAGUUAAAGAAACAAGUGGAAGUUGUAAAUAAAUUAGAACAAGAUAAACAAAAGUUGCUCAAAGAGGUUGGAGAUAAAGCUAAGAAGAUAGGUGAGUUAGAAAAGAAAUUCAAAGAAGCAGAGGACAAAUGUAAGCGAACCGAAAAGCAACUAGCAGUUCGUAAAGACAAAGUAGCUAAAUUAGAAAAAGAGGAAGAUGCCUUACGAGAUACAUCAAACCAGAAAUACGACGAAGCGAUAUCGUCGGUGGAAAUGGCACAAAUGCAAGAUAAAUUAGACAGAACAUCUAAAGAACUUGAAGAUAAACAGGAAGAAUUAGCAAAUGCCAAACGAGAUCUAGAAAAGACUGAGAAGGAACUAGCUGCAAUAAAAUCCGAAAUGUCGCAAUUAAAAUCAAGUAUAUCAAAAUUAGAGAAUGAGAAAAAAGAGCACGAGAACAAAUUACAGGCAGAAAAGAAAGAGUCUAGCUACUGGGAGAGUAAAGCUUCGGAAUUGGAAACUGAUCUACAGGCUGAACGCAAGAAACUGGAGCGUAUGCGCAAGGCCCAUGAUGUAGAUAUAAAGAACAAAGAAGCAGAAUUAGCUACACUUAAAGGAAAACUAAAAGUAUUAGAGCAAUCGUCCGGUGCAGGUGCAAAGAAGAUUUCUGAUCUCAAGCAGGAACAUGAAGAAGCAGUUAAAAAAUUGGAGCAUUCUCUUGCCGUUGAAAAGGCAGAGUACGAAGAACUGACGGGUAAAUACGAAAUAUUGGAAGAAGAGCAUGUUGUCACUAAAGCCAGGCUUACAGUGGAAAAAGAGCAGGCACAGGGUGAGUUAAUACACGUCCAAAAAGAGCUGACCGCUGCAUUAGCUGAAAUCAAAACUCUCUCAGACAACUAUGAAACGCAAUCGUCAGCAUGGACGAAAGAAAAGACUGAAAUGCAGAAUACGAUAUCGUCACUACAAGACCGGUUGUGCGGCGGAGGCUGGGAAGUGGAACGAGCUCGGCUCAACACUAAGCUGGAACAGCGAGAGCGUGAACUACGCACCGCUCAAGACCAGCGAGAUGUCCUGCAGCAUCAUCACGACAUGGCCAAGAAAGAGUUGGAGGAAGCCAAGAAAAAACUGGAAGACUACGAGAGAGUCUCUAAGGUACAGAGGACUUUGGCAACAGAAAAUUCCGAGUUGGAGAGAGAAUUGUCUUCUCUGAAUACGAGACUUGAACAAGCUGAUGUAGCAAGGAAGCAUGAACUUGCAGAGAUGAAGGUUAGAUACGAAGGCCAGAUGAACACCAUGAGAGACGAACUAAAGUCUUUGCACAACCAGGUAUCGAGAUUCAGGCGUGAAAGAGACAACUAUAAGCAAAUGUUGGAUGCAGCUCAGAAAACGAUGACCGAAAUGAAGAAUGGUGACAAGAAUGCAAGAACACCCAGGCUUUCUAUAUCUAGUACUGAUGAGGAGGAGUACCGCAACAAAGUGGCGACUCUGGAGCAGCAGACAGCCUGCUUGGAAGAUGAACUGUGUGAGGCUAGACUAUUAGCUUCCAAACUAAACACAGAACUCAUUAGCGAACGCUCUGCGGCUGAAGUACGCUUCUCCGAAAUGCAGUCUAGAUUGAAUGAGUAUGAAGAAGAAAGAUUGCUAUCGUCUGGUCGAGCGCGAGUGGCAGGAUUGGCGACUCGUAUGGAGCUAGCGUGGCAUAAGGAACGAGACGAACAACAGCGAUUGUUACAAGAGACCUCUACACUCGCCAGGGAUCUUAGGCAAACACUCUUCGAGAUUGAACGUGAAAGAGAGAAGGAAAGAUUAGACAUGAAGAGAAGAAUAGAUCAAUUGAAGAGAACAACAGAAGAAGAAACCGAAGAGGCUAAGAAGAAGGUGACAGAGUUGCAGUGUGAUUUGCUAGAGUUGCGAGACGCACACGCUAAGUUGCGAACUGCCAACGAGAAGCUACGGCGCGAUAAGGAGCGUCAUGACAGAGACCGCGAUCAGAACAAACUCCUCGUCGGAUCGCUCAAACGUGCUCAACAGGAGGAUGACAGAAUAAUAACUCAACUCUUAGAAACAAUAGACGACCUAAUGAAGCAGAGUCCAGAGCUAUUCCGCAAUGAGCCGCCUGUCAAACCGGAGAAGAACUUGGUCACUCCUACACCUCCAAGACGAAAUAGGUCAUCGAAGUCGCGGUCUCGGUCGGCAACGCCAGAGAGUGGCGCGAACGGCAUAGAAGCCGCGUCUACUGCGGCGCGGCUCCGGCGCCUCACCGACGAGCUGCGAGCGUCACGCAUCGCAGAGAGGCAGCGACGACACCAGGCCACUGCUAGAAGAGCAAUGUCGACGGAGCCGCGAGACACGCUGUCAGUGUCACCGGCCACGCGCACACCAUCCCGUGCUCCAUCACUCAAGAAGCGAUCCAUAUCACUUGAGCAGACUACUAAAGAUCAAAGCUUGAUAUGGAAAUCCGUGGACGAAAGCAGCGUGUCGUCGAUGCAGUCGCUAGACGGAGAUGCGGAUAACCGUUUGUUCACGAUGCAACGUGACGCUAGCCUUGACAGUCGACUAUCCGGUGGAUCAGCCCAAAGCGAAGUGCUUCCUUCCGAGAAGAAGAAAAAGAAGAGUAUCUUCGGCAAACUGAAGAAACUAACCAAGUCCCGUUCCAUUGACGACCAAGUGCACACCCACGACAGCACGGAACAUGUGGAAUUCAGACCUAUUGGCACUGUUUCUCAGGGUUCAGAUUCGGAUAUGAGUGCAGCGGGUAGCAAACGCGACCUAAGAGGGCGCCUAUCCGAUAUAUUCAGCAGAAAAGGGCAGAUGUCACGAACAAACAGCAAAGAGCUGAGCCCGGAGCGGCCGGCGAGUGCAAUGGGCGGUAUGAUGAGCUCAUCGUCUCGGCCGCCUCUACGAAACGCCAGCAGCACCACACUGACCCGCGCGUCUCCAGCUAAACCGAACGAAGUGCCAAGGCCAGCGAGCGCCACGCCAGCGGCAAAGAGGAAAGGGAAAUAACUGAUACUAUAAAGAUUCGCUUCAUUAUAGUGUAUUUAUCCAUUUUCCUAUGAUUUUUCCACAUAGCUUGUAAUAUCACAAUAC